This is a messenger RNA of Paramisgurnus dabryanus, 1172 nucleotides long. It is a transcript of the gene sra1, whose product is annotated as steroid receptor RNA activator 1. Gene Ontology annotation, cellular component: nucleus. The record is from RefSeq and is a predicted model, not a curated record. Gene Ontology annotation, biological process: regulation of transcription by RNA polymerase II. Lineage: Eukaryota; Metazoa; Chordata; Actinopteri; Cypriniformes; Cobitidae.
CUUAAGGGGCUGCGAUGGCGCUCCGUCCAGGUGAUGGCGGUAACGGACUGUACAACUACCAGAAAACUUUAAAAGAAGAAGUGUAGACGUGUCAUAUAAUAGAUCUACAGUGGACGGCAGAGUUUAUGCUGAGAUGAGUGAUCAGUUUAUUAAACCAGGCAAUCAUGAGCGAGGAUGGAAUGAUCCACCACAGUUUUCAUACAGCUUUCAGAAAGAUUCAUGUGGAGUCAAGCAAAAAUGUAAUCUCAACAAGAGGGUGCACUCACCACAACUUGCAGGUUCUGCAUCAGAGGUGGCGUCCGCAACAGCUGACAAGCUAACGCCACCCAGGGACAUAAAACCUCCUCCUAUUCAAGGGACCACCUCAACUUCAGUAAAUUCAAUUCUCUCAGAUCAAACUGUGACUACAGAAGGUGAACCAUGCAUUGAAGAUGUUCAAGCGUCACUUUAUGAGGUGUUGAGUGCAUGCAGACAUACUGUGAAGAAACAGAUUUGUGAUGAUGUAGAAAGACGUCUUAAGCUUUUUGAGGACAUGUGGAAAAAUGGAAAGCUCUCUUCUUCUGUUAAACAUAGAAUGUAUGGAUUGUCCCAAGACCUAAAAAGGAAAAACUGGGAUGCAGCAGAUGAGAUCCACAGAGGUCUAAUGGUUGACCAUGUCUCUGAAGUCAGUCAGUGGAUGGUGGGAGUCAAACGUCUUAUUGCUGAAGCUCGGAGCCUGAACACAGUGCAAUCUGUUCAGUCAGAUCAAAAUCAACUUAAUAACACCACUGAUCCAGGGUUAUGAGCACUGAAACUUCUUACCCCAUGUUUUUGAAAACCUGGUUAUUAUUGGAUGAGAAAAGUGAUUUUGUGAUAUCUUGGAUGACGUUUUGGAAGUUUUGCAUUCCAACCUAAAUCAUGUACUGUUACCAUUUCUUUUGGGGAUUGUUUUUCAUUGCAAAUUGUUAGCUAUUUCUAUUUUUUCUUAAAAAAGUCUACCAUUUAUCUAACCACAAAUUCUUGGGAAACUGAUUAAAUAAUAUUUGGAUUUUAUUCCAUUCAAGGUAUUUGUAAAUUAAUAGCCCAGGCUAUUAAUUUAAAUGGCACAUCCCGAGAAUUUAGCUGUGCCGGAUUGUGCAAUGAAUCUUAUGUAUAUUUAUCUCUGCAUAUCAUAAUAAAGAUUUUAGACUUUG